This is a messenger RNA of Puccinia triticina, 501 nucleotides long. RefSeq lists its product as uncharacterized. The record is from RefSeq and is a predicted model, not a curated record. Bases 1 to 501 code for a protein of 166 amino acids. The transcript has 2 exons. Lineage: Eukaryota; Fungi; Basidiomycota; Pucciniomycetes; Pucciniales; Pucciniaceae.
AUGGCGGACAAGGAGGAUGUACCAGACUUGAACAAUACACCUGUGGCCAAUAUCACUCCAGUUAACCAAGCAAAGACAACCACAGCUUCCAAACCAUUGGCAAAGAGACCUGCCAUGGCGUUGGAUCCUGAUGAUAGUGAUGUCAAAGUCAACCCAGCUAUAGCAGCCCCCGCCGCAAAGCGCACUUGUGAAGGCAAGAAUGAUGCGAUCAAGAGUGGCUUGGGGGGAUUGACAAAUGCAAUCGAAAAACUGGCCGAGUCAAAGGCCAAGAAGACCAACGGAGCCCAACCUGCUGAAAACUUGACGUGCUCCAAGAAAGCUAUCAAUCUCUGUUCCAAGAUGUUUUUGAAGACAAUUGCGGCUCUUGAAUUCCUCAACUUUGCAUCAAUCUUAGAAAAAAAAGAUAAAGCCCAAACGUUUCUGACUUUGGCUCGCUCAUCCUCUGGAUCCAUCUGUGAGGUGUGGCUUCAAAAAGAAGUGUCCAAGAUGCAAUCUUCCUAG